Thlaspi arvense is the source of this 1680-nucleotide messenger RNA. NCBI's taxonomy places the organism in Eukaryota, Viridiplantae, Streptophyta, Magnoliopsida, Brassicales, Brassicaceae. The record is from the annotation of a GenBank genome assembly.
AUGGCUAAGAAAAAGAAAUCUCCUAUCCUCGGCUUCCCCCUUAGUCCAAAUCACCUCCCAAAAUCUCGCCCACCCCCUAUUUCAACCCUCCCCUCUCCCAUCUCAAAACCCGACCUCUCAAAUGAGUCCUUGAAAUUGGACCAACCAGCGACUUCUAUGGCCACUGAAAAGUGCCCAAAUCCUGUUGAUGCUACCCGCUUGGAUUCGCCAGCCGCCUCUAGCACCAACGACACGGUCGUCCUCAACUCCGUAGAGAUCUGCUCUCCAGCUUCACAGGCCCCCGCCGACGAACCUGAGAAAUCCAGCAAGCCCUCCUGGACGGAAGUCCUGCCUGAGUGCACUCAGGAAGUUACAGUUACCUUUGUCUACGCAGUUAACAGUCCUACUGGGAGAAGAGAACUAUGGGAAGAUUUGGUGAACCUUUCUUCUAACCCGGUCACUUCCUCAACUCCGUGCCCAGCUUGUGUCGAGCUCGGUCGCUCCCUUGCGGACAACAACAGACCAUUCAAAUUCUUCAACUUCAUUGCUAAACACCAGGUUUUUUUGCCAAGGAUCUCGGCGGCAUGGGAGGAGCUUCGCUUCGAGGGGACGAAACUGUUCUGUCUGGUUAAGAAGUUGAAAGCGCUUAAGAGUAUCAUCAAAACCAUCAACCAUGAGCAGUAUUCAAAUCUACAGCUGAGAGUUCUGGAAGCGCUUGACAAACUCACCAUCUGCCAGCGCAACCUCCUCUCCUCCCCAACGCCCGCUAUAGCUGCUCUAGAAAAAGAGGCUCAGAAAGACUGGAUGGACCUUGCCGUUGCGGAGGAGCUCUUUCUGCACCAAUGCUCACGAGUGACUUGGGUUGAGUGUGGCGACAGGAACACAGCAUUUUUCCACCGUUACAUGGCAGUUAGGCGAUCAGCUAAUCAGAUCCACUACAUCCUCGACAGCUCGGGUGUUAAGCACGAAACAAUUCAGGAGAUCCAACGUUGCUGUGUGGACUUCUACAACAAUCUUCUAGGCGAAUAUCAGGCCCCCCUCACGGACCUGAUCCGGAAGGUUAUAGACACCCUCACUACAAUUGAGCUCCCAAAUCCCGAGAGAGGGGAGGAUCUCUACCUCUGGAAAACAGGUAACACACAUAGGGAUUUCUUCUCCACGGCUCAUACUUGGGAGGAAAUCAGACCGGUGUCUCCGCCCGUUCCUUGGCACAAAGCGGUGUGGUUCAAAGGCUACAUUCCUAAACAUGCCUUCACCUUUUGGGUGGCGCAGCUGGACAGACUACCUGUCAGAACAAGGCUAGUCAAAUGGGGCCAAAUCAACAACGCUUCUUGCUGUCUCUGCAACUUACAUGACGAGACCAGGGAUCAUCUCCUCCUCCACUGUGAGAUCUCUAUUCAGGUUUGGAAAUUAGUUUUCCGACGGCUAGGGGAGCCAACUGUCCUGCUUUUGAAUUGGUCGGGACUAGUCUCUUGGAUGUUGGACCCUUCUCCUCAGAUGCCUCUCAUCCUCAAGCUGCUUGCUGCCCAUGCCACCAUCUUCUCUAUCUGGAAGGAGAGAAAUUCGCGGCUACAUGAGAGUACUUCUCACACGGUGGACCAUGUGUUCAGGCAAAUUGACAGAUCAAUAAGGGAUUCAAUCUUGGCGCGAAACAGAACCAGGAACUCGGAUCUCCUAUCCUCCUGGUUCGUUUUCGAAUGA